UCUUAGGAACAACUUUCAAACAAGCAACAAAGAGAAAAAAUGGAAGCCAUUUCAAAAUUUCCCCAUACACAUCAACCAAUAAGGUCCAUUAGUUUUCCUACAAGAGGAAACCCUUCUUCUCAAAGAAUUGAAGAACUUUUAAACCACCUAAAACAUCAUCAUCAAAACUCUCUCUCAAGCAACAUUCAUUUGGAAGCAGAGAAAAUUCAGAGUGACUUAGUAGGGCUUGCAGAGAUUUACAAUUGUAUGGAAGAACUCUUCAACUCUCCACAAACUCAACAAUCUCUUCUACGUUACCAAGAUGGAAAACUCAUAUCAGAUUCAUUGUGUAGCUCAAUCACAUUGCUAGAUGCUUGUGAGUGUUCAAGGGAUUUAUUAUUGGUUCUUAGAGAACAUAUACAAACACUUCAAUCAGCAAUACGUAGAAGAAGAAAAGGUGAUUCAAGCAUUGAAAACAGUGUUUCUUCUUAUGAAAAUUUCAGAAAGAAGGCAAGGAAGAAAAUUUCAUACCAACUUUUGGAGCUAAAGAAAAUGCAGAACAAAGUUAACUCAUUUUCUCUUUGUGAUCAAGAUCAACAACUAGCAUUUUUGGUUAGAGUUUUAAGAGAAGUGAACACAAUCACUAUAUCUAUAUUAAGUUCUGUACUACUUUUUUUUUCUAUGCCAGCACUUGGAACAAAAGGGUCAUCUUUGAUUUCGAAGUUGAAGCCUAUGGUGUUUUUCUCUUAUGAGAAAGAAGGGAAGAACAAAAAUGAGGUUGAGGAUCUAAACAAUGCUUUGUGUUCUCUUAUUGGAAAAGAUAAAAAUAGUGAUCAUUCUAAUAGUGAAGGUCAAAGGGCAUUGAGAUUGUUAGAGACAUUGAAUGUUAAUGUUGAUAGUUUAGAAGGUGGAUUAGAUUGCAUAUUUAGAUGUUUGGUAAAAAAUAGAGUGUUGUGUUUGAAUAUGUUAACUCAUUAGGCUAACAUAGGUGGAGUAAAAAUUAAUGUCCUUUUGUAAAUGAGAGAAUGAUCUUGUAGUGAAAAUCAAUCCAUGUUUGAACGAGAGCUUCAUGUUUUAGAAUUAUAUUAUUGGACCUUUGAUGCAAUACUUUGUGACCAUUGAUGUUUUAGAAUUAUAUUAUUGGUCAUUACAAAAAGAAUUAUAUUAUUGGACCUUUGA
Medicago truncatula (barrel medic) is the source of this 1158-nucleotide messenger RNA. RefSeq lists its product as uncharacterized. The record is from RefSeq and is a predicted model, not a curated record. Bases 40 to 957 code for a protein of 305 amino acids. Gene Ontology annotation, biological process: root development; shoot system development. NCBI's taxonomy places the organism in Eukaryota, Viridiplantae, Streptophyta, Magnoliopsida, Fabales, Fabaceae. The transcript has a single exon.